Gossypium raimondii (Peruvian cotton) is the source of this 2978-nucleotide messenger RNA. RefSeq names its product plasma membrane ATPase 4. Gene Ontology annotation, molecular function: ATP hydrolysis activity; ATP binding; P-type proton-exporting transporter activity. NCBI's taxonomy places the organism in Eukaryota, Viridiplantae, Streptophyta, Magnoliopsida, Malvales, Malvaceae. The transcript is spliced from 14 exons. The record is from RefSeq and is a predicted model, not a curated record. The coding region runs from base 1 to 2862 and encodes 953 amino acids. Gene Ontology annotation, cellular component: plasma membrane. Gene Ontology annotation, biological process: proton export across plasma membrane; regulation of intracellular pH.
AUGGCGGAAACCAGCGUCGGCUUGGAAGAUAUCAAGAAUGAGACCAUCGACCUUGAGAGAAUUCCUGUCCAUGAAGUGUUUCAAAAGUUGAAAUGCACCAGAGAUGGCUUAUCAAGUGAGGAAGGCCAAAAAAGGCUGCAUAUCUUUGGUCCUAACAAGCUUGAAGAGAAACAGGAAAGCAAGGUUUUGAAGUUCUUGGGAUUUAUGUGGAAUCCUCUGUCAUGGGUGAUGGAGAUUGCAGCUAUUAUGGCCAUUGCUUUGGCUAAUGGAGGAGGCAAGCCCCCAGACUGGCAAGACUUCAUUGGUAUUGUGGCAUUGCUCUUUAUCAAUUCAACUAUUAGCUUCAUUGAAGAAAACAAUGCAGGCAAUGCUGCUGCAGCACUUAUGGCUGGUCUUGCCCCCAAAACAAAGGUCCUAAGAGAUGGAAAGUGGAGCGAGCAAGAAGCUGCGACACUGGUACCAGGAGACAUCAUCAGCAUUAAGUUGGGAGAUAUUGUCCCGGCAGAUGCACGUCUCCUUGAAGGUGAUCCACUCAAGAUUGAUCAGUCCGCCCUUACCGGUGAGUCUUUGCCUGUAAACAAGAAUGCAGGGGAUGAGGUAUUCUCUGGUUCUACCGUCAAGCAAGGGGAGUUAGAGGCUGUUGUUAUUGCCACCGGCGUGCACACUUUCUUCGGAAAAGCUGCUCACCUUGUUGAUAGCACCAACAACGUAGGGCACUUCCAGCAGGUGUUGACAGCAAUUGGAAACUUCUGUAUAUGCUCAAUUGGGGUAGGGAUGCUUAUUGAGAUAGUGGUGAUGUAUCCAAUCCAACAGCGCAGGUACAGAGACGGAAUCGAUAAUCUGCUGGUGCUUCUCAUUGGAGGAAUUCCAAUUGCCAUGCCAACAGUUUUAUCUGUGACAAUGGCCAUUGGAUCUCACCGGCUUUCACAACAAGGAGCUAUCACUAAGAGAAUGACAGCUAUUGAAGAAAUGGCCGGAAUGGAUGUACUCUGCAGUGAUAAGACUGGGACACUUACUCUCAACAAGCUUACUGUAGACAAGUCCUUAGUCGAGGUUUUCACAAACGAUGUUGACAAGGACAUGGUUAUUCUACUAGCGGCAAGGGCUUCCAGGGUUGAGAAUCAAGAUGCUAUUGAUGCCUGUAUUGUUGGAAUGCUAGGUGAUCCAAAAGAGGCCAGAGCAGGCAUUACCGAGGUCCAUUUCUUUCCGUUUAACCCAGUAGACAAGCGUACAGCCAUGACAUAUAUCGAGGCUGACGGUAGUUGGCAUCGAGUCAGCAAAGGUGCUCCAGAGCAGAUUAUUGAUCUAUGCAAUCUCCGAGAUGAUGUGAAGAGGAGAACUCAUGAUAUCAUUGCUAACUUUGCAGAUCGAGGGCUUCGCUCUCUUGCUGUGGCUAGACAAACUGUGAAAGAAAAAAACAAGGAUGCCCAAGGAGAAGCAUGGGAAUUUGUGGGUAUACUGCCACUGUUCGAUCCUCCAAGGCAUGAUAGUGCGGAGACAAUUCGUCGGGCUCUAAAUCUCGGUGUCAAUGUCAAGAUGAUCACUGGUGAUCAACUAGCCAUUGGCAAAGAAACUGGUCGCAGGCUCGGUAUGGGAACCAACAUGUAUCCAUCAUCUGCUCUCCUUGGCCAAAAUAAGGGUGACACAAUCGAUACGGUCGGUGUUGAUGAGCUUAUUGAGAAGGCUGAUGGCUUUGCAGGCGUUUUCCCUGAGCACAAAUAUGAGAUUGUUAAGAGGCUACAGCAAAGGAAUCAUAUUUGUGGCAUGACUGGAGAUGGUGUGAAUGAUGCACCAGCGCUUAAGAAGGCAGACAUUGGAAUUGCAGUGGAUGAUGCAACUGAUGCAGCUCGUGGUGCAUCAGAUAUAGUGCUAACAGAACCAGGACUUAGUGUCAUUGUGAGUGCUGUUCUAACAAGCAGAGCCAUAUUUCAGAGAAUGAAAAACUAUACCAUCUAUGCCGUCUCCAUUACUAUCCGAAUCGUGUUAGGGUUUAUGCUCCUUGCUCUUAUUUGGAAGUUCGAUUUUUCGCCUUUCAUGGUUUUGAUCAUUGCCAUACUGAACGACGGAACCAUUAUGACCAUUUCCAAGGACAGGGUUAAGCCAUCUCCUAUGCCUGACUCAUGGAAGCUCAAGGAGAUAUUUGCCAUGGGCAUUGUCCUCGGUACCUACCUUGCUUGCAUGACUGUUGUUUUCUUCUGGGCUGCUAACGAUUCCAACUUCUUUCAGGACAAGUUUGGGGUAAGAUCCAUUAGGCACAAUCAAGAUGAACUUACAGCUGCUAUCUACCUCCAAGUGAGCAUAGUGAGUCAGGCACUCAUUUUUGUCACUCGUUCUCGAAGUUGGUCUUUCAUCGAACGUCCUGGUCUCCUCCUCGUGGUUGCCUUCAUUUUGGCCCAACUCAUAGCUACACUUCUUGCUGUUUAUGCAAACUGGGGCUUUGCCAGAAUCAAAGGCAUUGGCUGGGGUUGGGCUGGCGUUAUCUGGCUCUACAGUCUAGUCUUCUACGUCCCACUUGACGUACUCAAGUUCUUGAUUCGCUAUUCUUUGAGUGGAAAGGCUUGGGAUAAUUUACUUCAAAACAAGACUGCCUUCACAACAAAGAAGGAUUAUGGAAAAGGAGAGAGGGAGGCACAAUGGGCAAUGGCACAACGCACCCUUCAUGGCUUGACACCACCUGAAAUGACACAGCUCUACAACGAGGAGACCAACUAUAGAGAACUGUCAGAGAUUGCUGAACAAGCGAGGAAGCGUGCCGAAGUAGCAAGGUUGAGGGAACUUCAUACACUCAAAGGGCACGUUGAAUCUGUAGUUAAACUCAAAGGACUGGACAUUGACACCAUCCAACAGCACUACACUGUUUGAGGGAAAGAGUGGAACUGGGUGUUGUUGUAAUGUGCCAUGAAAAGCUUGGAAGGUAUGAAGGAGGAAGAAAUUUUUAGGGUUUCCGAAAUCAGCAUCUAUCCUAUUAUGAAUUUUUG